Molecule: messenger RNA, 3124 nt
Organism: Exophiala viscosa
Lineage: Eukaryota; Fungi; Ascomycota; Eurotiomycetes; Chaetothyriales; Herpotrichiellaceae
Exons: 1
Coding region: 273-2987 (904 amino acids)
Biological process (GO): ubiquitin-dependent protein catabolic process
Molecular function (GO): ubiquitin protein ligase activity
Source: RefSeq, a predicted model, not a curated record
AGGGCACAAUCGGAUACAGAAUCCAUUCCACAUCAAUCAAUGACUGGAAGCCUCGCCAGGCUGCACUGCAAACCUUGGAACUUCGUUUCUCAAUCCGCCUCCUUCUUCACGCAGCGUUCCUUCCGAGCCUUGCAGAUUUCCUUAUACCUCAUUAUCUUUCCUCUAUUUGACGUUACCUAUCGCUCAUCGCCCAUCGCUCAUUGCAAGGCGCAUGGAGUCUCGCUCCGUUUCAAUUUGAUAGCGGACCCAUCGCCAACCACAUAUCCUCCACGAUGCGUCCGCUUCGCUUUCUACUACUGCUCGCUUUCUUCAUCGCUCUACCAAUAGCACUGACCUGCUGGUCUUUACUCAAAUCAUCGGAAAGUGCCGCGGACGCCCUUCAGGCCGGCUACGAUACCCGACCAAGAGGCAUCAGGGCCUUAUUUUCCUUUUCUACACCCUCUGCACUCUUCCCACCUUCCGCCAUCAUCAGCCUGACGAACGACAAUUCAACCUUCUUCCUUGCCAGGCCAGCAGCGUUUGGACCGGGUCUCCCAUCAAAGGGUCUUAGCGGUCAAUUGUGGGUUGGCAAAGGAUUUGGAGAUGAUGCACUAUUGAAAGAGGAGAAUAUCCAUGUUGUGGGUUGGGAAUUGGGGUGCUCUGACGUGCCGGGUUGGGCAGAUGAGGCAUCGAAGCGUGUGCAGAACCUCCCGCAGGUUGAUCAGAAUGAAAAAGCAGUCAAGGGGCGCCGUGAUCUGGAUCACGCAGCCAUGUCAAAUGAAGCAAGCGUCGACGGGUCAGACGUUCUUUCCGAUGACACUCUCCUCCCCGACGAUGGAACGGACGAUUACCUUCAUCGGCCGUUGCCUGACUCCAAUCCUGCCACACCCGCUCAGCCUGGCGAGCCUGCAAAUAUCGAUAUAGCCGACAAGAACAAGAAGGCGACUCAUGCAGAUAUUGAGUCAUUACAAGAAAGCGCCGAUAUUGCAGGGAAGAUCGUCAUGGUCAGCCGAGGCGGGUGCGGAUUCUUGGAAAAGGUCAAAUGGGCUCAGCGACGUGGAGGGGUGGCUCUCAUUGUGGGAGAUAACGAACGUGGAGCCGCAUUGACUAUCAUGUACGCGAAAGGCGAUACAUCGAACGUGUCAAUACCAGCAAUCUUCACGUCCUACACGUCAGCGCAUCUUCUCUCUUCCCUUGUCCCGCCGGAGUCGGGUGAGGAUGAGGACGGGUCUCCGAAAGAGCCGGACAGGCCCUCUAAGGGUGCUCCAAACCACGACAAGCAUGCGAACCACAAACAGCAGGGCAACAAACCAGUCUUCACUUCUACCAAAACAGGAGCACGACAACCUACCAUGGUCCCUGCUGGCGAGACUGACGAAACAACUGAAGAGACGUGGCUGGGUAAUGUUCUCUCCGCAAUAAGACUGAACGAGAAUUCCCCGUUCGGCCACGCUGAAGACAGCCGCCGGCCACCUAGCAGUGGCAACAUUGACUGGGUUUUGUUGGAAGACUGGGACGAGGAAGCAGCUCCGAAAUCAACCAACAAGGCGAGCAUGGCGGUCAAUCCUGCCACAUUAUCGACCUCAACACUCAAAGCUCAAUCAACGAAGUCAAAACGUCCUGGCGAAGAUGAUUUUGUGAUCGGAGUACAGGAUUGGCGCGACACUGAUCUCGUGGCUCCGAAAGCUAUCAGUAGCUCGACCAAUGUGCCUGCUAACGGCAAGAACGUCCCGUUAGAAUCUGCUUCUACCAUCAAAGGCACAGAUGUCCCGGAAGAGACAUUGAAAGGUGGAAGCAUUACUCCUGGUAGUGGUGAAUACGACCAUGUCAAGUCUGAUCACCGAAGUCCGCGAGGGAGAGCAUCUUCCAAGCAACACUCAAAUCAUGAGAAAAGUCAGCAUGGAAAGCAGUCGUCCGACGACUCCUGGCUCGACGUGUUCAGGUCAAGUAAAUCAGAGAAACAUGCUCCCAAAGCAGCAGCAUCUAAGAAACAGAAGCGCCCUGGGAGUAAUGUGAAGGACCACGCGGCGCCACCAAAAGAGGAGGAGGAGCAUCCGGGACUCUGGGUGACACUGACGCCAACCAGCGUGUCCACAAGCCCCUUCUUUGACACCCUGCUUGUCCUUGUCGUAAGUCCACUCGUCACUCUGACAGUGGUCUACGCAUUGCUACUGUUGCGGUCGCGCAUCCGGCGACGAAGAUGGCGAGCACCCAAGUCGGUGGUAGAUCGCUUACCUGUUCGCACCUACCACACAAUGUCUACAGCGUCGUCAACAACUUCCUCGCAAGUCGCAUCGCCGGCUUCCUCCUCACCGGCGUCGCCUCUACUGGUGUCGACAUCACAGAACGUAUCACAGAGACCUCGGCCUCGGUCACAAACGACGAACGGCGUGUUCUCCUCUUCAGCGCCUGCAGAUUCGUCGAUGUCAAGCCCUCAACCGACGUCAACGGAGAAGCCGCAGUCGCCCGCAGCGGCAGCCAAACCCACCAACGCCAAGCGGAAGCGAUAUACUGGACGACAAGUCGAGUGCGUGGUCUGUUUGGAAGAGUACGUCGACGGUGAGAGUAAAGUCAUGUCUUUACCGUGUGGUCACGAGUUCCACGCCGAGUGUAUUACGCCCUGGCUGGUAAAUCGGCGGCGCACGUGUCCAAUCUGUAAAGGCGAUGUCGUCCGCAGCCUGGCGAGAGGCGAGGACGAGACUCUCGAGAAUGAGCAGACGAGCGACGACGUGCAGGAUCGAGUCGCGCAGACUGUCAAUGAAGAGCCGAGUGCUGCGAUACCUAUUCCUUCGGGGAAUGACCGGAGGGCGAACGAAGAUGUCGAGCGCGGACAGGCUGCUGACGCGCCUUUGCUGGGCGAAGGCGAAGGCGAAGGUGAAGACAGGACUGUCCGGCAGCAGGAGGGUGAGGUCGCUCGGCAGUCUGUUUGGAGGAACAUUAGCGCCAGUGUCAGUCGGCUUAGUGGUGACACGCUUUGGAGGCAGACUCCCGUGGACCGGAACAGAUGAGUCUGUCCUCUUUUAAUGACAACUAUGUGUUUUGCAUGCAUGGAGUUAUGGAGCAUCUUUGGGCUGCAGACUUGUCCUCUCAACUUGAUAGCCUGCUGUAGUCAACGAGGCAUUGCAUGGGUGAAUGAUCCAUAAUC